CUAAGAAGUACUCCAAAUCGAAUCUACAGUGUCAUAGUUCUGUGCACUCCAUUUCACGCGGCUGUUAUGGCUACUGAUCCAGAGAGCGCCGCAGGUCAACGAAUUGUCGAACAUCUCGCAGCUAGGCUUCGAAGGCGUCAAGUUGUGGGAUCUCGGGAAACUGCACUUGAGACCGUCCUUGUCCUUCGUCAGGUGGUGUCCAAGGCCCGAUUCUCGAACAUCGACCAACUGGUCGACACUAUCCGUUCUGUUGGCCGAAAAUUAGUCGAGGCUCAGCCUAAAGGCUUGUCUACAGCUUAUACGGUAGGAAACACCGUCAGAAAAGUUUUGCACCACAUCCGAGAAGAGUAUCAUACUGCGACCCGAGGAGCUGCAGCUCCAUUCCCAUCAAAACCCACCUUUUCUAUCGCCAAGUUCGUCUCGCAAGGUCAACCCCGAAAACAGACCGCUUCACAGAGGACUUCACAUGAAACGAGAGGUGUUCUCAGGGAGAACGAUGCAGACGAUCCCGAUGCGUUUGCAAGAGCUUUGAAGCCUGUUUUUAUGGAGGCUAUCCAGGAUGUUCUCGAUGAGCUCGAGACCGUAUAUGACAACGUGUCCAAAGUUGCCAAGGAUCAUAUACAUUCAGAUGAAAUUAUCCUUACAAUCGGCAAUUCAAGCACAGUCGAGGCCUUCCUUAAAGCGGCGGCCUCACACAGAAAAUACACCUGUUAUCGUAGCGGAUACUGCCCCAUCGUGAGUGUUGUGUAUAGUGGACGAGAGAUGGCCCAGUCUCUCUCAACCUCAGGGAUAACGACUGUGCUCGUCCCUGAUUCAUCAGUAUACGCAUUAAUGUCUCGAAUCAAUAAAGUCGUACUCGGUGCACAUGCAAUUCUCGCUAAUGGCGGAAUGUUCGCUGUAACAGGUUCGCUUUUGGCCGCCACCGCCGCCCGAGCACAUAGCACGCCGGUCGUCGUCUGCUCAGGACAGUUUAAGCUCACCCCUCAGUGGAAUUUAUACCACGAAUACGGUGCACUUGAUUUCGCGGAUCCAAGUGGUGUACUAGGAUUCGAGGAAGGUGAUCUUGUUGAUAAAGUAGACGUCGUGAACCCGUAUUACGACUAUGUUCGGCCUGAAAUGAUUGAUGCGUAUAUCACGAACGACGGGGAUCAUCCCCCAUCGUCAGUUUACCGCCUUAUCAAGGAGGCAUAUGAUGAUGAAGACUAUGAAUUGUAACAAUGUUCACCGCAUAAUAGUCUACAAUCGUCAUUCAGCACGACCACCUAAACUAUCACUUCGCCGUGGUGCUCAGUAUAUCGAAGAAAGCGUUCUGCGGCAGGUCCACAUUUCCUAUCUUCUUCAUUCGACGCUUGCUCUCCUUUUGGUUCUCGAGGUGUUUCAGCUUGCGUUCGUAGUGUCCUGUGUUGACAUCAGGCUAUUUAAAAGAAAGGCCCAUUGGAAGGGUUUCCCACCUCCGUACAGGCCAGCAGUAACAUCAGCACGCAUGGCAGAUAACGUCUCUCGAGCAACGAUCCUUCUGCCUACAGCCGCCUGUAUAGGGACUUCGAACAAUUGCCGCGGGAUCACCUUGU
Pisolithus orientalis is the source of this 1571-nucleotide messenger RNA. RefSeq lists its product as uncharacterized. Gene Ontology annotation, molecular function: guanyl-nucleotide exchange factor activity; translation initiation factor activity. Gene Ontology annotation, cellular component: eukaryotic translation initiation factor 2B complex. Lineage: Eukaryota; Fungi; Basidiomycota; Agaricomycetes; Boletales; Pisolithaceae. Gene Ontology annotation, biological process: translational initiation. The coding region runs from base 67 to 1215 and encodes 382 amino acids. The transcript has 6 exons. The record is from RefSeq and is a predicted model, not a curated record.